CUGAACAGUCACCAUUGAUUGUCAUCAACGUAUUAAUGCAAUAUGUGUGUGUGAAAUAUAACCUAUAAUUAUGAAUUUUAUACAUAUAGAUAACGAGAGAUGUUAAAUUUCAGACGUCGCACUUAUAAUAUUAAUUGAGAUAAAAAUUUAUCGCAUUCUUUAUCUAUAAAAAUCAUUACGCACCGAAUAAAAAAUUUUGUUACAAUCUGUACUGUUUGACAUUUGUGUUCAGCGUUUCGAGUGUUUGGUUAGAAAAAGUGUUCUUCGUGCACAGUCCUUUGAAUGUCUAGUACAACAUCUAAUAAACAUAAUAAAUAUUGCGUAAAAUAAUUCAUAGAAAUAUAUAUACUGGACAUUAUUUGAAUCUCUACUGUCGAGCUCUGAUGUGUAGCGUGAUGUGACAGUAAAAAUUCCAUUGGACAAAAUGCGGAUAUUCGCAGGUAGAUUCGCGAGAUUGCAAAAUAUAGUCGUUUCGUUCAUAAAAAGGUGACUAUCGAUUAUACAUUUUUUUGAUCAUUCGAACAUAUUGGAAUUAUGGAGGUAAUAAAUACUAGAGAUACUAGCGAAUCACAUACUUCUCUUUCCACAAAGCAUCAUGAGAAUUCUAUAUUGGUUUCCUGCAAUUGGCAGAUUACCAAUAAUAAACAAUUAAUUGAUGUUAUCACCACUGCAUCAUUACAGCAUGCACCUGCAAAAAUAAACUGUGAAGAUGUAGCUUUUCUGGAUACCUGUAUUGCUCUACAAUCAUCAAACUUUGAACCAUGUAUGUUGGAUAUCAAAGUAACAAACUGCCAAAAAGUAGCACGCAUUGCUAUUGUUUCUGAAGGCAAUGUUCUAGAAAUCUUUAAACAAUAUGGAGAAUACGAAACAACGAUACUUGCCGAAUUUAUAGAUGAGUAUGAAGAAAAUGUUGUUUUUCUUGGAGACACAAUGAUACAACCUCCUACAACAGAAGCUAGUAUUAAGUUUACCAGAACAAAAAAUAAAAGCUCUACUAUGUGGAUAUAUGGUAUAAGACUGUUUUUGAUAGACUCUACAAAAGAGGCAAAACCCAGUGCCUUCAACCCUGACAUUAUUCAGACUUUUCUCAGCAAUUGCAAUGGCAAGAAGAGUCAAGGGGCUGAAAUGGCAAUGAAAUUACUUGGAUGUUAUAAUAAGCAAGAAAUUGUGAAUGAAGAGCCAUUUUACCCAAAAAAAUUGGAAUAUUUUGCUUCAAACUCUGAGUAUUCCGAAAGCAAAAAUGGAAUUGGAAGAAGAGAUGAUGAAGAAGACUGUUUAAACUGUGAAGAUAACUAUAAAAAGUCAAAUUCUAUUGAAUGUAAAAGUGAAAUUGAAAGGAGAGACAAUGAAAAUGAAUGUUCAAAUUGUGAAGAUUAUAAGAAACCAGAUGGGAAUAUUGUAACUUGUAUGAAUAGUGAAGUGAAAUCUAUAAAAGAGGCAAAAUCGGGUGCCUUCAAUUACAAAAACUUUAUUCAGACUUUUCUCAGUAAUAGCAAUGGCAACGUAAGUCAAGAGGCUGAAAUGGCUUUAAAAAUGCUUGGAUAUUAUAAUAAACAAAAAAUUGUAAAUAACGAUGAAUUAUGCCAGGGAAAUUUGAAAACUCUUGCUUCAACUCUUGCAAAUUCAGAAUAUCUUGGAUAUGAAAGUACGAAUGGAAAACCCAAUAGUGAAAAAGAAUGUUCAAAUCAUAGAGGUAAGCAUGAAAGGUCAAAUUCUUUUGAAAGCAGAAAUAUAAGACGAGCUAAUAAAAAAGAUUAUCCAAACUGUGACGAAGAUAAAAAAUUUGAUAUAGAUAUUAAAACCUAUAUUGAUAGUAAAUUCUAUGAUAUGGAGAAUAAAUUGAUGCAAAGAAUAGAGGAAAUGGAAGUUAGUACCAAUAAGAAAUUGAAUGCCAUUUUGGAAAGACUUGAGACAUUGAAAUUAUAGUGUAAAUAUUUUUUGUUAGGAUUAAUUUUUGAUAUUUAAUAAAACAGAACAUGAACACACACACACAAAGUAGAAUCAUAACAGGAGAGUAAUAUAUUUGUUAUAAAUGCCUUUUGAUUUUUAUCUAAGGAAAAGAGAUGAGCUAUCUUAACAAAAUAUUUCAUCUUUUUAUGAGCUUUUUUUUUACUAGAUAGAGAUAAGUUUAUAUAUUUUGUGUAUAUUAUUAUACCAUCUGUACAUCUUGUAUCAAAUCACAUAUAAAACAUUGCAUUUUUAGUUGGCCAAAACUUUUAAUUUGUAUGAAUCCAACUUAUCCUAAACUGUUUAUGUAGCAAUGAAAAUUUGUAAACACUACUCCAAAAAAAACAUUAAUGUAUAC
Messenger RNA from Camponotus floridanus (Florida carpenter ant), 2305 nucleotides. RefSeq lists its product as uncharacterized. Bases 535 to 1926 code for a protein of 463 amino acids. Lineage: Eukaryota; Metazoa; Arthropoda; Insecta; Hymenoptera; Formicidae. The record is from RefSeq and is a predicted model, not a curated record. The transcript is spliced from 3 exons.